This is a messenger RNA of Scheffersomyces amazonensis, 1542 nucleotides long. Its product is annotated as beclin 1. Gene Ontology annotation, biological process: autophagy; late endosome to vacuole transport; autophagosome assembly. Gene Ontology annotation, cellular component: phagophore assembly site; phosphatidylinositol 3-kinase complex, class III, type I; fungal-type vacuole membrane. The record is from RefSeq and is a predicted model, not a curated record. Lineage: Eukaryota; Fungi; Ascomycota; Pichiomycetes; Serinales; Debaryomycetaceae. The transcript has a single exon. Bases 1 to 1542 code for a protein of 513 amino acids.
AUGCCCGAUAAGAAGAGUUCUCCACCAGUAGUGGAUAAUCUCCUUUACUGUCGAAGUUCUGACUCACCAAUUAGAGUGGAUAAGACUUUACGUAAUCUCAGUCGACCUCAAGUGGAGUUACUAGUCAAUAAUCUCCCUACUAAGCAAGAAGAUCAUAACGAGAAGGAAUAUAUACGGUCAUUAGAGCCAUCUACCUAUAUUGAAGAAGAGCGAUUGAAUCGGUUUAAUGGAGCCCAAUCACGAGGCCAUGAACCUGGAAAAGUCCUGAAUUACUUUGAUACCAUUAAUGAGAAGCAUUACGAUAACGAAGAUAAUGAUAAUGAUAAUAAUAAUGAUAACGAUAAUGAUAACGAUAUAGAAUCGGUGACAGAAACCAUCAAUUCGUUUUCGUAUAUCGUUGUGGAUGAUGGCGAUGAAUCAACUGUAGUUCCAUCCCUAAAUGAGACUAAUGUAGUAACAAAUGGUACAACUGAUGAUGAUACAGAUUUCAAAUUAUCUUCACACUUACAAGCAUUAACUAAGAUAUUUGAUAUACUAGCCAAUCGACUGGAAGUGGAUCAUCCAUUAUCGGAAGAAUGUGCUUCACAACUAAUUGAAAACUAUAAACUCAAGUUUGAUCAGACUCAAAAGGAGAAAGAUAGUUAUUUAGCAUUUCUUAAGAAGUUAAAGGAUAGACAUCCUGAAGAUGUUGAUCUGAUUGAAAAAGUUGAAGAGUUGGAUACUAAAAUAGAACAUUCACUUGAUGAAUAUAAACGAUUAGCAACAGAAGAAAUUAAUUAUUUGAACAAUCUCAAGGAAUUAGAAGGUCAAAAAUCACAAUUGGAUGAAGAAUUAAAUCAAUUAAAAUCAGAACUUGAUGGUCUAUAUAAAAACAAUCUUAGUGAAAUUUUAAAUUUAAAGAAUAAACUUAAGAUGGAUCUUGAUAGGCAAAAUAAUAAACUUGAACAAUCAAAAGCAGCAUAUCGAAUGCAUUUAAAUCAUCUUGAUAAACUUCGAAAUAUGAAUAUUUAUAGUACGUUAUUCAAUAUAACCGUUGAUGAAGAUGAUAAAUAUGGUAUGAUUAAUGGAUUCCGACUUGGAUAUAAAGUCGUUUGGCCUGAAGUUAAUGCAGCAUUAGGACAAAUAGCUAUUUUAUUAACAUUUUUAAUUAAACGAUUACAAAUUAAAUUAAUUAAUUAUAAGUUAGUACCAUUAGGUUCAAGAUCAUAUAUUGUAAAAUAUACUGAGACUCCUACAGAAAGAACUAAAACAGUACUUAAUUUAUAUUCAUCAGAUGAAUUUUCGCUUGGGAAAUUAUUUAAUUAUAGUAAACUUGAUGUUUCAAUGAUUGCAUUAUUAGAUAUAGUAGCUCAAGUUGAAAGUAAAUUAAAUAAUAUUGAUCACGAGCUUGUACUUCCAUACGCCAUAUCAUCCCAUCGAGAUUCAAUUGGUAAUAAAAGUAUUAGAGUUACAACUAAUGGAGAAUGGACUCAUAGUUGUAAAUUUCUUCUUAUAGAUCUUAAAUGGAUCUUAAGUUAUGCUAGUGUUCAUGAACCAAUUUAG